GAGGUGGAGAAACAGUACAAGCAGCAUGUGGCAGAGGGAGGGGCCAGUGAUGAGCUCAGGUUCUCAUAUGCACUCAUCAAGAGUGACUUGAAGAAUGACAUCAGGAUGGGCAUCAGACUCAUGGAGAGUGAUAUCAGUCAGGGGAAGGACCAGAGAGACCAUUUCUACUUCAUUGCUAGGGACACUAUAAAUUGGAGG
Molecule: messenger RNA, 198 nt
Organism: Geodia barretti
Lineage: Eukaryota; Metazoa; Porifera; Demospongiae; Tetractinellida; Geodiidae
Source: the annotation of a GenBank genome assembly